Molossus molossus (Pallas's mastiff bat) is the source of this 1062-nucleotide messenger RNA. RefSeq names its product INO80 complex subunit C (gene INO80C). Gene Ontology annotation, cellular component: Ino80 complex. Bases 382 to 795 code for a protein of 137 amino acids. The record is from RefSeq and is a predicted model, not a curated record. The transcript has 7 exons. Gene Ontology annotation, biological process: chromatin remodeling. NCBI's taxonomy places the organism in Eukaryota, Metazoa, Chordata, Mammalia, Chiroptera, Molossidae.
CAGUCCUUCCCACAACGGCAGCAGCAGCGGAGGAUAUAGCGCCAGUAAGAAGAAAAAAGUGUCCGCCUCGAGCUUUGCACAGCCAGCGGGCCAAGCUCCUCACUUCUCCCCUGGACUACCACCUCUCGAAAGAGCAGGGGACUCUCACUCUUUUUGACCUGCAUGCCAGCUACAGCUUCCUCCUCAGGUUCCAUGGAGUCCCUGGCUCAUUUGCUGUUAGAUUAACCUCUAAAAACAGGCCCAGAACCAGCUGUUUCUUCAAGGAUCACAACUAGUUCUUGGAAAACAAUAUUGAGAAACCAGGAUCUGAACAAGGGUGUGCCUAUUGUUCAUUGUUUCCAGCCCUCUCGGGAGAGAACUAAGUUAAAAACCGGUAUCAGCAUGGAAGCCGUGAGUGAGAAUAAAAUGGUGCCCUCUGAUUUUAACACAGGACCUAUGGAAAAAACUUCCAAGCCUUUGCCAUUUAAGGAUCCCAACUUUGUGCACUCUGGCCAUGGUGGUGCAGUAGCUGGCAAGAAGAAUAGAACCUGGAAGAACCUGAAACAAAUUCUCGCUUCUGAAAGGGCAUUGCCGUGGCAACUGAACGAUCCUAACUACUUCAGUAUUGAUGCUCCUCCAUCCUUCAAACCAGCUAAGAAAUACUCCGAUGUUUCAGGUCUUCUUGCCAACUACACUGACCCCCAGAGCAAGCUGCGGUUCAGCACCAUCGAAGAGUUUUCCUACAUCCGAAGGCUGCCAUCCGAUGUUGUCACUGGCUACCUGGCCCUGAGAAAGGCCACAAGCAUCGUUCCCUGAGCCUUGAAGUGGAGACGAAGUGGGAAAUUAUUUCGAAGCCAGUGUUUAGACUCACAGUUUUGUUUCAUGGAAACAUAUUCAUUCUACUGUCAAUCUGGAAAUGUCAGUGCUGUGCCUUGGAAAGAAUGUUUGGCUUUAAGGUGUUUUUUUUUUUUUCUUCUUUUUUCCCUCCAAGUGUGAUAUUUCCUGUUGAGUUAAAUUAUAUUUCAUUUGUUGCCUCAAGUAAAGUCAUUUGACAAGAAAACAUGAAAUUGUGCUUUCAAUUUA